Molecule: messenger RNA, 2288 nt
Organism: Hypanus sabinus (Atlantic stingray)
Lineage: Eukaryota; Metazoa; Chordata; Chondrichthyes; Myliobatiformes; Dasyatidae
Exons: 6
Coding region: 1093-1965 (290 amino acids)
Source: RefSeq, a predicted model, not a curated record
UGUUCAUUUUGGCGGAUGCUGCCCAACCUGCUGAGUUCAUCCAGCUUGUUUGUAUGGGCCGUCAUGUAUUUGAAAGCGUGCAGAGAAAAUUUACAAGGAUGUUGCCGGGUCAGAGUUCUCAGGAAAAAUUAGGACUUCGUUCUUUAGAGCGUAGAAGAUUGAGAGGAGAUUUGAUGAAGUAUAUAAAUUAUGAGGGGUAUACUUAGGGUAAAUGGAAGCAGGCUUUGGUACUGAGGGUGGGUGGGACUACAACGAAAGGUCAUGGGUUAAGGGUGAUGGGUGAAAGUCUAAAGGGGAUAUGAGGGAACAUCUUCAUUCAGAGGGUGGUGAGAGUGAGGAAUGAGCUGCCAACACAAGUGAUCCGUGUGAGCUCGACUCUGCUGCUGAGAGUCUCUGCGUUGCGUCGAGAGGGGUGGGGGUGCCCGGGGGGGCGGGGGCUACACGGGCAGCAGAUUGCUCUCCAUGUUGUACUGCCCCGGGUUGGGAAUCUGGACAAGCUGGACGCAACAUCCAUGGUCGACCCUGACCGACGGAGACCUCACUGACCUGCUGAGUUCCUCCAGCACUUUGUGUUAACUGCUCUGGAUUUCCAGCCUCUGCAGAAUGUCUCAGCUGGCAGGAUAAAGUAGUGGCGGCUGGGCUGUGAGGAGGUGGGUUACAAAAAGCCUUUCUAAGGGAACUGUUUUUCACUCUGCUGGUCCUGUCGAGGUUGCUAGGGAGCCUCCUUUAUCAUGUUACUGAUUUAGCAGCAGCGGUUUGCUGGCGUCUCCCCAACAACUUCAGCAGCGGGUCCAGUUCCGGGUUGUGAACCGACCCAGUCUCGGGUAGGGGCGGGGCGUUUAAAGCGAUUGCUAGCGGGGACGUAAUUGGCUGCUGCAGAAUACAUCUGGUUAGAUUUCCCUGAUGAUUGGCUGAAUUUGAACUAAUCACUUAACAAUUUAAUUUCAAAUCAGCCCGGGAAACAGUUUGCUGUAAAACGGGAUCAGACCGUGGUCGGAGCGUGUCUACGGACCGGAUUUUCCGGCCCUGGAACUGGGAAUUCUGCCUGCAGAAGGAACUGGAGCGAGCUGACAGACUGGGAUAACUGUGAGGAUGCUACACUCCGAUGGGAAGGCAGAGAAGCUCCUGUGGAUACUGGCAGUGCUUCCCACUGUGGUCCAGUGCAGAGUGGCUGUGGCCUCCCCAGACUCAAUCACCACCGUCCUUGCUGGUGGAUCCGUCCACUUCCCCAUCCUCCACGUCAGUGAAGACAAGUAUGAGGUGACUCUGUGGAAAACGUCCCCGAACCAGCUGAAUAUCUUGGCCUGGAUGUCAGACCGACCGGAGAGUCCGUACGUGAUCCAUCCGUCCUACAGGAACCGGGUUCACUUCCGGAGUGAUGGUGUUAUCGAGAUGCGAGGCAUCAACAUGAGUGACCAGGGGACGUACGAGGUGCAGACAAACUACUUUGGGAGGGAGCUGAGAAACCGUGACCGUGAGCAGUUUGAGAUCCAUGUUGUCGAGCCGGUGUCUGAGCCGACGGUGGAGAUCAGCAGGAAUGCCUCCCACGUCACGCUGAACUGCUCGGCUCUCGGAACCGGACAGGUCACCUAUCGGUGGGAGAGGCAGACAGACGCUGCUGGUGGGAACGUCACCUUCCAUGGAGCCCUGCUGUUCCUGCAGAAUGAUGGGCUGAGUGGCCACACCUACAACUGCAUUGCUGAAAAUUGCUGCAGUCGGCAGAUCAGCCUCCCAGUCUCUGCAGACCUCAACCCAGCCAGCGAGUCCAGAAAUUAUUGGGCAAGCGUUCUCAGCUUUAUAGUCCUCUCAGUGGUUGUGAUGUUAAUCUUGGGUCAGCAUCUGCUCAGGAAAUCGGUACUGAUUGGUCAAGCACAUCCAGAAACCAAGGGCCAGGAGAGUUCCAGUGAGGAUGAUGGUUCGGACUGUCCUCUCCGGAAGUCCCGAGGUUCCUCUGACCCUGUGUGACCUGGAACCGGGACGGUGCUGAACAUGUCUCUCCCACCAGCUGCUGUCUCCACCGUGACCUCCACCCACCCAGCCCCUGAGCACAGGACGUCUGCACCUCACACUGUGGGGCAGGUGCCACUGAGAUGCUGGAUUGCCCAGUGUGGGGCAAUUCCUGACUGUAGCAACUACUGGGGAAUGGGUGUGCAUUGAGAUGGGAACUCGGGGUGUCUGUUCCUGUGUCCUAUUUAUUUGUUCUGUCUCAGGUUUUACACAGAACAUUACAGCACAACACAGGCCCUUUGGCCCAUAAUGCUGUGCUGACCUUGUAAUCCAGUCUAACA